AGUAUAUAUAUUGAAGAAGUGUUGAACGGCUGUUGGGAUAUUUGGGGUGCUCACAAAUAUCAUUCCUCUAUAUAUAAUUGCUUUGGACAAUGUUUCUUUGCUAUAAACAUUUCCUUCUCUUUCAACCAUGGAAAAACAUGAAGAAUCAUUCAAAGUUGUUCAGGUUUGCAAUGUUGAACCCUAUCUUGACACAACAAAACCUUUUUCAUCACCAACUUCACUUCCACUCACUUUCUUUGAUCUUUUAUGGUUAAGAUUUCCACCAGUUGAACUUCUCUUCUUCUAUGAACUCACAAACUCAACAACUUUUUUCUAUGACACUCUUCUUCCAAAUCUUAAACACUCACUUUCACUCACACUUCAACACUUUCUCCCUCUUGCUGGUAACAUAACUUGGCCUAGUGAUUCAUCCAAACCAAUCAUAAACUAUGUCAAGGGAGAUAAUUCUAUUUCUUUCAAUGUUGUUGAGUCCAAAGAAAGUUUCAAAGAUCUUUCUUCUCAUCAUUGUGAAGCUUCAAAAAGACAUCAUUUGAUACCACAUUUGAAAAUUUCUCAUGAAAAGGCUUCUUUGCUUGCAAUACAAGUUACUUUGUUUCCAAACAAUGGUUUUUGCAUUGGAAUAACAACACACCAUGCUGCUUUAGAUGGAAAAUCUUUAAGUACUUUCAUGAAAUCAUGGUCCUAUGUUGCAUGUUCUAAUUCUAAACAUGAUUCAUCUUUUUUAUCAUUACCUGAAACUCUAACACCUUUUUUUGAUAGAUCAUUGAUACAAGACCAUAAUAAUGGAAUUGGAAUUAGUGAUGCAUAUGUUGUUGAUUUGAUGAAACAAGGUGGACCAAAUAAUAGAAGUCUCAAGAUUAUGAAUUUUUCUGGUCCAGUGAAACAUGAUGUAGUUAAAAGUUUGUUUGAAUUGACACCUUCAAAUAUUCAAAAGCUUAAAGAACAUGGAAAAAAUGAUAUGAAAAUGAAGGUUAUAAAUUUGUCAACUUUUUUAGUUACAAGUGCUUAUAUUUUGGCAUGUUUAGCAAAAGCAGAACAACCUAAGGUUGAAAAAGUGGUUUUCAUAAUUUCUAUGGAUUGUAGAUCAAGAUUGGACCCUUCAAUUUCUACUAUGUAUAUUGGAAAUUGUAUUGCAGGACAAAAGAUUGUGUUUGAGACAAAGAACUUAGUUGGAAAAAAUGGAUUUUUAAAUGCUUUAGAAGGGAUAAAUAAAGCUUUGAAUAGUGUGAAAGAUGUUGGAGUGUUAAAUGGAGCUGAAAAUUGGGUUUCUAAUAUGUAUAGUGGAUUUGAAGGAGCAUUUUCUCUUGGUGAAAGUAGGAAUAACAAUGGUGGAAUUGAGAUUGGUUUGGCUUUAAAUAAGGAAGAGUUGGAAGCUUUUUCUACCAUUUUUGUUGAAGGACUUGAAUCUAUUUAAAGUUCAAAGUUGUCGACUAGUUUGAAUAUGCUAUAGUAAUCUUUUAUCUUGUAAUUGAAUAAAUGAAAAUUUGCAAGCUUUAUUUAUUUUGAUAA
Medicago truncatula (barrel medic) is the source of this 1509-nucleotide messenger RNA. Its product is annotated as phenolic glucoside malonyltransferase 1. Lineage: Eukaryota; Viridiplantae; Streptophyta; Magnoliopsida; Fabales; Fabaceae. The record is from RefSeq and is a predicted model, not a curated record. The coding region runs from base 128 to 1414 and encodes 428 amino acids. The transcript is spliced from 2 exons.